UUAUCCUAUCACCAUCUCAUUUAAGAGGAGAAGAUCAGUAAUUUGAGCCAAAACAGAGAUUUACUCACAAUAAUGGCUGCUUUUGCUAUUACUUCAUUUACACACACACCUUGCACCUCCCAUCACUUCAAGAAGAAACAAUGGCCUCAUCAAGCCAAGUCCAUAAAGAUAACAAACGUUAUGACUCCAAAAGUUGAAGAGCAAACACAUUUAAACGUCGUUGAAAUCAAAGACAGAUCUAAUUUGCUGAUUGAUGACAACGCAAAGCCCACAAGGAAUAAUGAUGAAGUACAAGGUGAUACAAGUUCAUGUGAGUCUCAAGAUCUAAGGUUUUCAGACGAGCGAUGGAAGAAUGGGACAUGGGAUCUCAAUAUGUUUGUGAAAAAUGGUAAAAUGGAUUGGGAUGCUGUCAUAGUUGCAGAAGCAAAGAGGAGGAAAUUUCUUGAACUGUUCCCAGAAGCAGCAACAAAUCAAGAACCUGUGGUCUUUAGAAGUUCUGUCAUACCAUGGUGGGCAUGGAUGAUGCAUUCUCACCUCCCUGAAGCUGAGUUGCUAAAUGGAAGAGCUGCAAUGGUGGGCUUUUUCAUGGCCUAUCUAGUGGAUGUUCUAACGGGGCUUGACGUGGUAGGCCAAAUGGGAAAUUUCUUGUGUAAAACUGCUCUCUUGGCAACAGUUGCAGGUGUAAUUUUGUUUAGGAAAAGGACAGAUUUUGACAACUUAAAGAAGCUGGCCGAUGAAGCUACAUUUUAUGAUAAGCAAUGGCAAGCAUCAUGGCAAGAUCAACCUUCUACUACUGGUGAUUCCAAGCAACGCAGAAAAUGACCUCUUUUUUUUUUUUUUUUUGCUUUUGGAUUUUCCCUGCAGAAGAUAUCCUGAUGGAGUCUCGGAAAAUUCUUAAUGAGAUUAGGUGGUUUUGGAAGGAUAAUUGACUUGUAUUGUAUUUGUCAGACCAAGACUGCCCAAUUAUAUACCAGAAAUAUGUAAAAAAAAUAAAAAAUUAAUGACUAUAUGCUCGAACAAAAAGCAAGAUUACAAUAUUGCCCGUGAAUAACUCGGGUCUAUUUUAUUGGUUACGUUACAUAUAUAUAAGAAAACUAGCAACUAAUUGUACAUCUACAACUAGUGGUCGUUAUUUCACAAUAUGCAUCAAUAAUUAUAGUUUUAAAAUAUGCUGCACACAACUUUUUGCAUUCAACAUCAGAUCCAAAGGUGCAAUAAUCUACUUGCAUGUUCGAACGGCAUAACUUACGUCGAGCAUCGAUCGAAAUAAUUUCCCCAUCUGUUAAA
Molecule: messenger RNA, 1287 nt
Organism: Capsicum annuum
Lineage: Eukaryota; Viridiplantae; Streptophyta; Magnoliopsida; Solanales; Solanaceae
Product: light-harvesting complex-like protein 3 isotype 1, chloroplastic
Exons: 1
Coding region: 73-822 (249 amino acids)
Source: RefSeq, a predicted model, not a curated record